Molecule: messenger RNA, 3835 nt
Organism: Ochotona curzoniae (black-lipped pika)
Lineage: Eukaryota; Metazoa; Chordata; Mammalia; Lagomorpha; Ochotonidae
Gene: SLC45A4
Product: solute carrier family 45 member 4
Exons: 9
Coding region: 564-2852 (762 amino acids)
Biological process (GO): transmembrane transport
Cellular component (GO): membrane
Molecular function (GO): sucrose:proton symporter activity
Source: RefSeq, a predicted model, not a curated record
CGGCCCCGGCCGCCCCACGGCUCCCCCUCGCCGGAGCCCCGGCCCGAGGAGACAGAUGACAGUGGCAUUGCCUGCGUAGGAUCUGCUGGCCGCAUCUGUGCUGCUAGAGGAAGGGGAGCUGUGUUCAUGCCCAGACUUCCUGAGUAACAGAUCCUCCAGUCGCUCGAUGGGGAUCGUCCGUGCACCUGCUGUGUCUGUCGCCUCCCCACCACACUGCAGCAAGAAGAGCGCCUUCAGCACCUCUUCCGUAAUGAUGAUGAAACUGGUAUUAACUGAAUGGCCAUUAUGGAUUUUUAACUCUAACUUGCAGUAAGCCAGCCAGCCAUAUGUCCAAAGUCCAGCCAGAAGCCCUCGCGCUCCACUGCACGCCUCAAGCGACGGCAAGCCUGAGAUCGCUGGCCGAACCGAGAGCAGCACUGGUGUCACCUGCCUGAGGAACGCCCGAAGCGGAGAGAGAAGACGUCGUAAUUUAUCAUUGAAGAUAUAUGUUAGUGUUAUUUAUGUAGGUAGAGUAAAUAUAUAUCGAGAUAUAUAUAUACACACAUAUCUAUUUUUCGGGGGUGAUGAGAAUGGCUCCGCAGAAUGCCGACUCCGAGUCUAUGCAAGUUCAGGAGCUGCCCGUGUCCGUGCCGGAGCUGCAUAAGGCAGGGCGCCCAGAGGCCGAGCCCCGCGACGAGACCCUCAGCGAGGGCUCCAUAGACCGCAUCCCCAUACGCCUGUGGGUGAUGCACGGGGCCGUCAUGUUUGGCAGGGAGUUCUGCUACGCCAUGGAGACCGCGCUGGUCACACCCAUCCUGCUGCAGAUUGGCCUCCCAGAGCAGUACUACAGCCUUACCUGGUUCCUGAGCCCCAUCCUUGGUCUCAUCUUCACCCCACUCAUCGGUUCUGCGAGCGACCGCUGCACACUGAGCUGGGGCCGCAGGCGCCCCUUCAUCCUGGCGCUGUGUGUGGGCGUGCUCUUCGGCGUGGCACUCUUUCUCAACGGCUCGGCCAUAGGACUGGCCCUUGGUGACAUCCCAAGCCGGCAACCCAUCGGCAUUGUCCUCACUGUGCUGGGGGUGGUGGUCCUGGACUUCAGUGCUGAUGCAACCGAGGGCCCGAUCCGCGCCUACCUGCUGGACGUGGUGGACAGCGAGGAGCAAGACAUGGCCCUCAACAUCCAUGCCUUCUCGGCCGGCCUGGGUGGUGCCAUUGGCUAUGUGCUGGGCGGGCUGGACUGGACGCAGACCGUGCUGGGCGACUGGUUCCGCACGCAGAACCAGGUGCUCUUCUUCUUCGCGGCCAUCGUCUUCACGGUGUCGGUGGGCCUGCAUCUGUUCAGCAUCAAGGAGGAACAGUACAACCCUCAGCAGGACCGCAGCGCCACCGACGAGGCCAGCGCCCCCCCUGGCGAGCAGCACGGCCCCCUGUUCCCGGACGAGGUGCAGUCAGAACACGAGCUGCCACUGGACUACCUGGCCGUGGACAUGGUGCGCAGCCAGAGCGACUCCGUGCUGCAUGUGCCAGACGCGGCACUGGACCUGGAGCCCGAGCUGCUCUUCCUGCAUGACAUCGAGCCGUCCAUCUUCCACGAUGCCUCCUACCCCAGCACACCCCGCAGCACCAGCCAGGAGCUCUCCAGGACCAGGCUGCCUCGCCUGUGCCCGCGGCUCCGGGAAGGCGCCAGGGAGGACGACACCCUACUCGACCACCACGCGCAUGAUGCCAAAGUCCCCAAUGGGAGCAGCUCCCCACCGGUGGAUGCCCUUGGCCGGAAGCCCCCAGCGGGUCCGGGCUCCAUGAGGCGACGGCGACACGUGUUCCGGCGGCAAGCUUCCAGCACCUUCUCCUACUAUGGCAAGAUCGGCUCCCACCGCUACCGGCACCGGCGGGCCAACGCUGUGGUCCUCAUCAAGCCGUCGCGCAGCAUGAGCGACCUGUAUGACUUGCAGAAGCGGCAGCGCCAGCGCCACCGGCACCAGAGUGGGGCCACCACCUCCAGCGGGGACACGGAGAGCGAGGAGGGCGAGGGCGAGACCACCGUGCGCCUGCUCUGGCUCUCCAUGCUCAAGAUGCCCAAAGAGCUGACGCGCCUCUGCCUCUGCCACCUGCUCACCUGGUUCUCCGUCAUUGCCGAGGCUGUGUUCUACACCGACUUCAUGGGCCACGUCAUCUUCAAAGGGAACCCCAAGGAGCCGUCCAACUCGACAGCCUGGCACAACUACAACGCCGGUGUGAAGAUGGGCUGCUGGGGCCUGGUCAUCUACGCUGCCACCGGUGCCAUCUGCUCAGCCCUGCUACAGAAGUACCUGGACAGUUAUGACCUGAGUAUCAGGGUCAUCUACGUCCUGGGCACACUGGGCUUCUCCGUGGGCACAGCCGUCAUGGCCAUCUUCCCUGACGUCCACGUCGCCAUGGUCUGCAUCAGCACCAUGGGCAUCGUCUCCAUGAGCAUCUCCUACUGCCCCUACGCUCUGCUGGGCCACUACCACGACAUCAAGGAGUACGUUCACCACAGCCCUGGCAACUCGAAGCGUGGAUUCGGCAUCGACUGCGCCAUCCUCUCCUGCCAGGUUUACAUCUCGCAGAUCCUGGUGGCAUCUGCCCUUGGGGGCGUGGUCGACGCUGUGGGUACCGUGCGUGUCAUCCCCAUGGUGGCCUCCGUGGGCUCUUUCUUGGGCUUCCUCACAGCCACGUUCCUGGUGAUCUACCCCGAGGUGUCAGAGGAGGCCAAGGAGGAACAGAAGGGCCUGUCACCUACGCCGGCUGGCGAGGGCGGGACUAACAGGGGGGACCCCGAGAGGCCCACGGUGCUGAAGCUGUCACGGAAGGAGGGCCUGCAGGGCCCCGUGGAGACUGAGUCAGCAGUCUGAGCCACACACGCCUUCUCACACAUUCCACGCUCGGGCGGCUUGCGGGCAGAGAGUGGCUGCUGGCAGAUGCAGCCACUGUGCCUCGGGCAGUGCCCGCCGGGCCCCCUGCCCAACACCACAGGGGUUUGGUAGGUGUAGACUAGGUUCGAACCACCAGGCAACACCGCCACACUUCAUGACUUUGUCCACAAUCGAAAGAAAUCAUUUCCAGUCCUUUUUUGAGAAAGAUGCUUUAAUUUCCACUCUUUCAUUCCACAGGUGUUAUUCUGCAUGUUUUUUUUCCCCCCAGAUUGUCAAACAUUUGCAACUUAGGCCCACAAGCAGUUCAGAACAAAACAGUCAGAUUUUGCAUUCCCCAAACUCGAGUCAAACAAGAAGUUGUUGACAUCGUCAGCCCCAGCCCAUGCAAAUGUCUGGAGCCGUGGAGGCGGCCACGACGACGACGGACGAUUUCCGUCCUCUAGCUCGCCUGGCAGUGGUGCCUGAGCUCCCCCCAGGGCUCCUCCGAGGGGCGAGCAGCCGCCCCCUCACCCUUCAAGUCGGACAGCUUUCAAGCCCAGGGCGGCCCACACCAAAGCUGGAGGUGGCCACAGGCCGGGACUCAAAGCUGUCUGGCACCUGCUUAUGCCAGCACGUCUCUUUCUGGGGCUACUUCCCCUGCUAUUGCCCUUGGACUGCCUCCCCCCGCCGCGCGGGGACCCCUGGGCACGGGGCUCCCGGUGGGCACGGCUACCUCAGUGUAUGCGGCCGCGGCGUGGACGAGCAGGGCCGGCUGCCUGCCCGCGGCGCGGACACGGACUGCGUCGGACACUUGACACUUGCUGCCUCAAGUUGAUGUUUUUAAAUAAAGUUCUUUCAAACGCACGGGAAUCAUGCUGUCGGGUGGUUCAAAAGCUGAGAUGUAUACUGGCAGAGAUCUAUAUUUCGAGAUGACACUGAGCUGUUUUUCAAUAAAGUACUUGAACUUCCUGUGUCGGAAGGAA